GAGCUUUCUCUGACCAACAAUGAAUCGGACCAUCGAAGAAGAAUUGUCCGCUAGCUUCUCUGCGUCGUCGAGAAAGGGAAGACGACAACACGAGGUUUAGUGCUAAUUCGGCCAUUAAGCUCGCUGUUUUGCGGUCGAGGUGUUUUGUACUGAAAUGUCGUCCUGGUCGAAAUCAUCCCAAGCUGCUCGCCGGCCGCUGCUCAACCCCAAUGGAAGCAGCGCUCAGCCGCUUCAGUUGUUCCGAAGAAUUGCACCGUAUCCCAGCAGGGAAGAGAGAACAGAGGAGCUUAAAGAUGCCCUGGAGAGUUACAAAGAAUUGGAGCAAUUGCAAAACUGCAGCGUGGGAGUGAAGUUUGAGGGCUCAAAACAUCAACCCAAUGCCACUCAAGCUAAGCCUGACAGCGCUGUAGCCGACAGGCGCAAAGUCCUGUAUCAGAAGUUCUACAAACAACUGCAGGGGGAGCGAAGGCCGCCUGGUUGUGUGGUCAUCUCUGUCGCCAACCAAUGCCUGAAUUACCCCAAAUCGAUAAGCAAGUGCUUGCAGGAGCGCGGCCUAUCAGUGGAAAUGCUCUACCUUCAGGCGGAGUCAGGCCUGACCCAAGCCCUACAAGAUGUCCAAAGUGUUGGCUCCCCGUUAUGUAUUCUGGUGGAGCAGACAAACAUAGCUCUGUCCUCCUGCACCGUUAUCAUUUUCUCAGAGUCGCUCAAGAUCCACCGCAACAUGCCCCAAGAGCAGGCCAUGGACUUUGUUGUGGCAGAGAACAGCCGUGGACUUAAUAAAGACAGCUCAAAAAGGGACCCCGCAGAUAUUGCAGCACAGGCGUCUCAGCUGCUCGGUGAUUUUCUGGAUCGAGAAAAGAUCGAGUGCCACGUAGUCCCCUCCGAAAUCCGUCAGUUUCUUCUCCUGUUAACUGAGGGUGUGCAUCUUUACCCCGAGGAGAUGGAAGCCAUCUCAAAGUAUGUCCGAACCCGUCAGGAACACAUACAAGUAGCUUCUAACAACGAAGACAAGAAGGACAAAGUGUUACCUUCAGUGCUUGGUAAGCCGCCUCCUCUGCUCCCUACGCCACCUGGACCACCUCCGAUUCAGUCUUUCGGUGAAACAGGGCGGCCGAUGCCACUCUUACCUACACCAGGUCCAUAUCCCAUGUCCAAGCCUCCCCCUCUGCUGUCCCUGCCUCCAUCCUUACACAACCACUACGGUGGCCCCGGUUUUCAUCAUCCCCCCUUUAUACCUUACCCACCCCAACGUCACUGGGGCCACAGAGGCUCCCAUGGAAAUAGAGGCAUGCCACCCUCCCUAAAAAGUUCUCGCCCUCCACUUUUAUCUACUCCAGGUGCUCCUCGUCAAGGUGGCCCCCGUUACUAAAGGACAUAAAGUCAGUAUUUCCACUGCUUCUUGUUCAUUUCCAUGGAAGUUGGCCUUUUGAAUUGUCAACUGUUUAGGAAAAUACAUGACUGAAAAAUAUGGUAACAUAAUCUGGAAGAUAAUAAUGAAAAUAUUUGGGUUUAUAUAGCACCUUUUUAAAGGGCUUUAAGAUGAAAAACUGAUAUUCUUUCACCGUGCAGUCUCACACUUGUAGUAAACUAAGAAAACGUGGCUGCCAAUUGAUGUUGUUUCUUACAUAAUUGUUUUGUAAAGUCAUCUUCAGACUUUUUUUAAUAUCGACUCGUAAUAUGCAGAAAAUGUAAAGAAUUGCAGUUCUCCAGAAUUAUUCCAAACCGUUUCUUAAUAUGUAAUUUCAUGACCAUCUGAAAGACAAAAAACAUUUGUAUUUUUCUUUUUUGUUUUAAUGUAGCAAUGACUAUUCUGAGAGUAAAAACUUUUGGUUACACCAUAAACAACUUUUAGCGUCGUGUUUGUAUGCCUUUUGUAGAGUCUAAUUUGCUUCUUUUGUCUUUACAUUUACAUCACUAGGACCAUUUCCUUUUUAUAUCAGAUUGUAUGUGGGGGAAAAAAUUAAUUGAAUAAAUGUCUCACUUGAUGGUGUUCUUUGCUGUACUUUAUCCUAUAUUCAAGAGAGCAUAUAAAUAAUGUUUUUCAAAUGUUUCAGUGUUGUACAAAAUAUUGUCAUCAAUAAAAA
This is a messenger RNA of Entelurus aequoreus (snake pipefish), 2084 nucleotides long. RefSeq lists its product as uncharacterized. The record is from RefSeq and is a predicted model, not a curated record. NCBI's taxonomy places the organism in Eukaryota, Metazoa, Chordata, Actinopteri, Syngnathiformes, Syngnathidae. The transcript is spliced from 9 exons. Bases 155 to 1369 code for a protein of 404 amino acids.